Messenger RNA from Pestalotiopsis fici W106-1, 474 nucleotides. RefSeq lists its product as uncharacterized. Lineage: Eukaryota; Fungi; Ascomycota; Sordariomycetes; Amphisphaeriales; Sporocadaceae. The record is from RefSeq and is a predicted model, not a curated record. The transcript has a single exon. The coding region runs from base 1 to 474 and encodes 157 amino acids.
AUGCCUUCUUUUAUCAAGAACCAUGAUUACCCAGGCUAUGCGACCCUGGGGGAUGUUUUCAACAUUAGCGCCGCAAGCUCCUUUGAAGUGUCCAACACUUGCAUCGUAGCCACAUCGGGUCAGAUUGGCGAAGCCGCCGACUAUUCGCCAUUCGAACCCUCGGGUGCCAACAAUGAGCAGUUUAGCGGCGGACACGCUGAGCAAUUUGAACUUGCACUCAAGAAUAUUGAAAAGUCCCUAUCGGCGGCCCAGCCCAGUCUGUCCCCCCAGGAGCUUUGGGAAGGUGUCUUUAACAUUACGUCUUUCCACGUCGGUGUUGUGCCACAGCAAGACCAGCUGGAAAUCGCAGCUGUGGCGAGGCGCUAUCUGAGGAUGAAUAAACCAGCGUGGGCAGCCAUAUGUGUGGCCGCCCUGUUUCCGCCAAAGUGUUUGGUGGAGGUCCAGGUGCAAGCGGCAUACAAGAAGGAUAUUUGA